UUCUACUCAGAACUACUGGCGCACGUACAUGCGACAGACUGCGACUCGAAGUAUUUUAACUUUUUUUCAGCGCCUAUGUAUUUCUGUCCUCAAGGAAUGAUAUGUAGUUAACGUUAUACCGCGACCGUAAAGGACAACAGUCGGUGAUCAUCAUGGUGUCCAUGUUCCAGCUGUUCCUGCUGCCUUUCCUCGCUCCGGUGCUCCACGUCACAGGAGUACAUUAUCAUCUGAUUACCAGCCCGCAGCCUUCAGUGCUGGAGAUCGGGACUAAUUUCACAGCUACCUGCUCAAUCGUCGACACGACCGAGGUCACAGCAGACGACCUCUACUGGAAUCUGACCAAGACCACGGUGCCCAGAGCACAGUACACCAAAGUCAACUCCUCAGCGCUCAAUGUCACCAUCGCCAUCAGGGAGGACACUCCCAAUUAUUUGUUUUGCUUCUGCAAGAAGCGCUCCGAAUAUGUCCGCCUGAAUGAACACAGGUUCCAGCACGGGAUUUUCCUCAAGACUGGCUACCCUCCAGACAAGCCGGAGAACCUGUCCUGUGUCGCAGUGCAGGAGAAAUCCCAGAUUUCAACUCUCACCUGUGAGUGGGAAACGAGAGGACGUUCAACCACGCUCGUCCCAACAUCACAGAAGCUGUUUGUUAAAUAUAUAGGUGCAGUCUUUAACGCAACACCGUCCGCAAACAAAGCCCAGGUCCGCUUCUCUGCCUUCCCGCAUUUCAUGUCUCUGGAAAUCUGGGUGGAGGCUGACAAUGAACUGGGCCGAGUGGAGUCCGAGCGCCUGUGGGGUGACGGCAAUAGCUUUGUGCAAACGAGCCCUCCCUCAAACGUCCAAGCCAUCUCCGAGAAGAACUUCUCCACCUCUCUCCUCAUAAACUGGACGGAACCGAUGCCCAAGGUGUAUCUGAGCUUGAAGUACGAGAUCCGCUUCUGCCGCCGCGGAGCCUCAGACUGGACCUACGUGCCUCUUGGGGACGUUUCCCACGACGUGCAGUCCUUCCGACUCCAAAAACUUGAGCCAGACACGGUGUAUAUGAGCCAGGUCCGCUGCAAGUAUUUCAAAGAGGACCAGGGUUACUGGAGUGAGUGGAGCGCCAACGCCACCCAGAGAACCCCCGAGGACCGACCAUCAGGGAAGCCAGAUUUAUGGAGAAUCAUCACUGAUCAUGGCAGAAAUGGGCGUGAGGUGGAGAUUGUUUGUAAGGAUCCUCGGCCUGCCAACGGGAGGAUCACCAGGUUCAACGUGAGGAUCCAGGACGAGAGGGCUCAGAGCGGCAGCGAGGGCGGGGAGUGGGAGAGCGUGGCCGUCAACGGGUCGGAGGGGGACCGGCCAGAGGCCGUCGUCCUCAAGACGAUCUCUCUUCCCGAAAACAAGUUUGUGAAAGUUCACGCCACUGCCGACAACUCGGUGGGAACGUCGCUGAAGGCGCUGAUGGGCAUUCCUAAGAAAACAAACGAGCUGGACCUGGUGCAGGGGCUCAGGGUGUGGCGCCAGGAGGGGAAGCUGCAGGUGGCGUGGAAACUCCCCCACAACAGGACUGUGACGGAGUACGUGGUGGAGUGGACGGAUGGAGACCGGAGGGACUGGCAGAGGGAAUCCAGACUGACCACCACACACACCGCCAUCAGAGGGAGCCUGGAGGUCGGUGUGUGCUACCGCGUUUCCGUCUACCCCAUAUAUUCUGGCUGGGUUGGGAAAGCAGCACAUGCUGAAGCCUUCCUGGAAGAAAACGAACCAUCGGGAGCCCCGGACCCCAAAGUGCAGGGCAACGCCGGACACACCAAGGCCACGCUGGAGUGGGAGAUCUCAGACUCCAAGCAGAAAUGCUUCACCAACUACACACUCUUCUAUAAGAGCGGAAAGAAAGUGUUGAGCGUCCCGCUGCAGGCGAACGCCACGUCCUACACGCUGAAUUCGCUGUCUCCAGACACGCAUUACACCGCCUGGAUCCAGGCGUCCUCCGGCCGGGGCUUGAAGAACGGCUCGUCAACCAACUUCAUCACUCAGAAAUACGCGCCCGGAGAGAUCGAGGGCAUCGUGGUGGGAGUGAGCCUGGGCGUGAUCUUCGUCUUCCUGCUCAGCAUGCUGCUCUGCAUCUACAAGAGAGACGUGAUCAAGGACAACUUCUGGCCCGAGAUUCCAAAUCCCGGAGAGAGCACGAUCGGGACCUGGUCUCCGGACUACUCUCUGAAGGCCGAGACGCCGAAGGAGAGCUGUCUGUCGGGCAUCAGCGUGCUGGACAUGGACAUGUGCGACGCCAAGUGUGUGUUCGAGGAGGACAAGGCCAGCCUGGCCCUGAAGAAGGACAAGUACCUGUCGGAGGAGCACAGCAGCGGCAUCGGCGGCUCGUCCUGCAUGUCGUCGCCGCGCCAGAGCGUGUCGGACAGCGACGAGGGCGGCGACGUGGCCGACACCACGGCCAGCACGGUGCAGUACUCGUCCGUGGUGGCCUCCAGCGGCUACAAGGGCCAGACGCCGGGCCCGCAGGCCCAGCCGGCCGUCUUCUCGCGCUCGGAGUCCACGCAGCCGCUGCUGGACUCGGAGGAGAACCCGGACGUGGCGCCGGAGUGCGGCAGGGCGGCGCGGCGCCUCGCCGGCCCGCCGGCCAUGGAGCUGCAGGACGUGGUGGAGCCUCUGGACUUCUGUCCCCUGGAGGAGGACGCAGAGGCGGCGCCGCCGGCCGCCCCGGCCUCCAGCUACAUGCCUCAGCUGGGCGGCUACCGGCCGCAGUGCCAGUGAGCCAGUGAGCUUCCGCCGACGCCUUUCGCCCUUCGGAGAGGGAUCUCCCAGUAUAUUGUUUUGCACUUAACCAAGUAUAAAUAGUCGGCGGCGCCGUGGCGAGGACCGGAGGGCCGCGGCGCUCACAUGGCAGACUUCCUCAGCAGCGUGUGUGAGCGCGACGCCCAACACACACUUUCCCGCGUCGCCUGGAGCCCGUGGCGGCGUCUCAACCCCCGAGGCCGCGGGAGCCCCAGUCCCAGCAAUCACUGGCUCCUCUGCAGCGCCAUCUGCUGGAGGAGCCUCCGCGCCGCGGGGACGCCACCAUUUCACAGCCCGGGCAUCCUCUCUUCACAUAUCGAGUAUUUUUACACCUCCGCCUGACCGAUCAGCCAUAACAUUAUGACCAGGUGGACCUGCUGCGGCCGCUGAUGCUGUGGCUGAUCCCUGUAAAUACACUGCUUCUGAAUGUAAUUCCUGUUGUGAGUUCAUACUGACAGAGACUGCCGAGGCUAAAGGUUCCACAGAUUUCAUUUUAAAUCACAGAGCAUUCAUAUGACAGUCCACGUAAAAUUACUAAUUUCACGUGUUAAACAAUCACAACAAGGCCGGAAAACCUUCCCCGUGUGGACGCCGUCCCUUCAGUGCAGCGGCUGCUUUGUGUUCCCAUGACAUUUCAGACUAAAGGGGGCUAAAGGGAGGAGAUGAUGAUGAUGAUGAUGAUGAAAACCACUCUGACACUUCAUGCACCGUCUAAUUAACUCGAGUCUGUCCAGGAUGGGUUCAGACCCAAUAAAAGGAGUUGCACUUGUCCUUUGAAGAUGUUCAGAUUAAUGUGACAUGUUUGUGUCCCACCCUGUUCCAGAUGUGACCGAAACUCCGAUCGCAGUUUGUCGCGUUCUGAUUUCAGCUUCAGAAACCUUCCCGGCGUUCCAUCUGCAGCUCAUGUUGUUUUGGAGGUGAAUGUGAGGAUUCUGCGGUUCCAUUGCGAGCU
Molecule: messenger RNA, 3720 nt
Organism: Salarias fasciatus (jewelled blenny)
Lineage: Eukaryota; Metazoa; Chordata; Actinopteri; Blenniiformes; Blenniidae
Gene: il6st
Product: interleukin 6 cytokine family signal transduce
Exons: 16
Coding region: 153-2747 (864 amino acids)
Cellular component (GO): membrane
Molecular function (GO): protein binding; cytokine receptor activity
Source: RefSeq, a predicted model, not a curated record